UACAGCUCUCUGUCUCUGUCUCUCUUCUCUCUCGCUCAUUUAUCCAUUUUGGAUUUGCCGACCACCGCCAUAUCCCUGCAAUACGAAGCUUCCGUCUUUUCGUUUCCGAAAUUUCUGAUAUUUCUUCCACUUUCUUCUUCCUCUGCUCACAAGUAAAUUUGCAGAACGCUGGGCCCAAUUAAUUCUUUGUGGUUUGUCCGUGAAGCAAAUGUUCAUUCCUGCUUUUUGCAGUUCAACUUUGAAUUCUAAUAACACUUAUCGGGAUUGGUGCUGGUAAUAUUGUUGAUGGAGUUGAUGUAUUAUGGCUAUCAAUUUGCAUAAUCUUUUUAUAUUAGAAAGCUGGAUUGCUUAGGAAAGGAGGGUUGUCAUUUGGCCUUCAGGAGCUUUUCAGUCUUUGAAAAAGGGAUUAUACUUCUAUUGGAGAGGAGCUUUAUAUAUUCACCGUUCUUGGUGUUUAAAAAUAAUUGGAAAAAUGUCAGAAUUUGAUAUGGCAGUUAUUAAGCCUGAGAUGAUAAAGUCCUAUAUAUGGCUUCAGACUGCUGAUGGUUCAAUCCAACAAGUGGAGCAAGAGGUUGCCAUGUUUUGCCCUAUGAUAUGUCAUGAAAUCAUUCAAAAAGGCAUGGGAUCAUCCAAGACUUAUGCAAUAUCGCUCCCACAGCGAGUUAAUCCUUGUAUGUUGAGCUUAAUUCUGGAUUACUGCAGGUUUCAUCAAGUAACUGGUCGCUCUAACAAGGAACGCAAGUCUUUUGACGAAAAGUUCAUUAGGAUGGACACAAAGAGGCUCUGUGAGUUGACAUCUGCUGCGGACGGCCUCCAGUUAAAGCCUUUGGUUGAUCUUACAAGUCGUGCACUUGCACGAAUAAUAGAAGGGAAAACCCCCGAGGAGAUUCGUGAGAUAUUUCAUUUGCCCGAUGAUCUUACAGAGGAAGAGAAACUGGAGCCCCUAAAAAACUCUACUGACGAUCCACGUAUUCGACUAUUGAAUAGAUUGUAUGCAAGAAAGAGGAAAGAACUUAAAGAGAGAGAACAUUUAAAGGAGGUUGAUGACAAUUGGACCUGCCAUAUGUUUCAGAAUGUUGAGACUGAGGAAGAGCGUGUUGAUGACCGUUCAGUUGAAGAUCUUCUGUCAUUUAUCAAUGGAGGAAAUGGAGGUAUACAUGCCUCAUUAGAGGUAAGGAAAUUGUGUUUCACAGAUUCUAAGGUGCUUAAAACUUCCAAGAGUAAAAAGAAGAACCGGAGAAGAAAGGAGCAACAGAAAAAUGCUUCAGUAGAUGAAUCUAUUGAAAGUCAUGGGAAGGAUUCAAAUGGUCUUAAUUUUGUAUGCAAUGGUACUGGAGUUGACAAGUUGCAGCCCCAUCCUGGUGAGACAUCAACAUUACCAGACGUGGAAGAUGACACUUUUCCACAUAAGGUUGAGUUUGAUGACGGUGAUAUAGAUGAUGAGAUUGACCCUGCUCUAAGGGAGAAAAUUGAUAGGGAGGUGGAAGAUUUUGCUCGUAGAUUGAAUUCAGACUGGCCUGAAAGGAUGCAAGAGAUUCUUUCUUUGGGUCAAGAAAGAAGGCCAGUAAAUGAAAAUGGAUCCUUAAGGAGAUAUACUAGUACGGUUACUCUACCCUCACUUAUGAAAGUUUCUCCAUAUUGUUUUGGUCAAGAUGUGCCUUUUACAUGAACCGUUCUGGCAAAGAGAUUUUCUACAACAAAUCUCAGUGUUUUUUUGACCAGACCCGGAAUGGAAAUGAUAUCUAAAAUAUGGAUGCGCUCUGUCAGAUUGGCCAAUGGCUGAAACAAUUUUGACCAGAUGAUGCUUACAGACACACUUAGAGAGUUGGUAUUGUCACUGAUGUUGGAUUACACGAGAGCUCAUUUUUUCUUUUUCUUUUUCUUUUUUUAAUUCUUUUCUUUAUUAUUUUUCUUUUUAUUUUUGUUUUGGUUGGUUGGUUGGUUGUGCUUAACCCGGAUGCAAUUUUGAUUCUGGGUACAAACUUGUAUUCUAUGAGGGGGAAGAAAUAGCAAAAAUAAAAGAAAAAAGAAAAUUGUGUUUCCUGAGCCAACCAUAUAAUAUGCUCAACGUCACAUGUUUGUAUGUAGUGUUAGUUUCUUGCCACUAGAAGUCUAGAUUCGUAUUCUACAAAUUUUUGUUCUCUUUUUACGUGAUUACUAAACAACUGAAUUUUGUAUCUGAUCAAAGUUGUCAAUUGCUGUUU
Molecule: messenger RNA, 2204 nt
Organism: Juglans regia (Persian walnut)
Lineage: Eukaryota; Viridiplantae; Streptophyta; Magnoliopsida; Fagales; Juglandaceae
Product: SKP1-like protein 21
Exons: 10
Coding region: 473-1669 (398 amino acids)
Biological process (GO): SCF-dependent proteasomal ubiquitin-dependent protein catabolic process
Cellular component (GO): nucleus; cytoplasm
Molecular function (GO): cullin family protein binding
Source: RefSeq, a predicted model, not a curated record